Messenger RNA from Paramisgurnus dabryanus, 930 nucleotides. NCBI's taxonomy places the organism in Eukaryota, Metazoa, Chordata, Actinopteri, Cypriniformes, Cobitidae. The record is from RefSeq and is a predicted model, not a curated record.
UUGGACCCCUGCCAGUGACGUUGGUGGUGGGUGUGUAUCGGUGUCACCUGCUGCCAUAUUUGUUGACACUAAAGUGGAACGCAAGCGAGAUAAAUUUGCAGGACAGCUGGUCAUCAUGUCAUCUCCAGAAAUCGCUUCCUUAUCCUGGGGCCACAUGAAGAUCAAAGGUUGUUCCACUUCCUAUAAAGACUGUAAAGUUUGGCCGGGUGGCAGUCGAGCCUGGGACUGGCGUGAAACUGGCACUAAUCAUCAUCCUGGUGUCCAGCCAGCUGAUCUGGAUGAGGUUCUUAGAAAAGGUGUACAGAAGCUGGUUAUAGGCAGAGGAAUGAGCGAAGCUUUACAGGUGCCUCCUUCCACCCUUGAAUAUGUGAAGAAACAGGGUGUGGACGUCCGGGUGUUCCAGACUGAGCAGGCUGUUAAAGAAUAUAAUGCUUUGGUGGGACAGGGGGCUAAAGUUGGUGGGGUUUUUCACUCCACAUGCUGAUGAUGUCAUUAACACAAACAUCUCAUUCAUUUCAGUGCCUAAACAAUUUAGAUGAUCUGCGUUUACAUAUUAAAAUGAGCAUAGAUGCAAUUUAAAGUACAUCAUUUUGUUUGAUGGAAAAUAUAUUUUUUGCUUUAUAAUCAUUAAAGCAUUCAGUCUCAGUUUUUAGUGUGCAGAUACGGCUCUUAAACAAGUAAAACACUGCAAGCUUGUCUACCUGAAGAGCGUCAACACUGUGGCUUUAAAAACAUUGCUUGUUUGACCAAUGGCAUAAAGGGGGCUUGAAAAGUCGCUUUCAUUUUUGCUCGCCCAUUUGCUUCUGGUAGUACUGCAAAAAAAAACAGUUUCAAACUGUGCUCGGUUGUUGACUGGAUAAUAUCACAACAAACACAAGUGAUACAAAGUUAACAAAAACUAUUUAUUUUAGAUAAAAAGCAUUUUUUAAG